AUGACUUCAGAACUUAAUUAUGAUUGUUUACAAAAUAUUUUUAAAAUUUUCGAAUAUAAUAAUGAUCAAGAUAUAUUAUUUAAAUGUAUUCUAGUUAACCGUUCUUGGUGUGAAUCUGCAAUACCUUAUUUAUGGAAAGAUCCAUUUUCAAUUGUUCGUAAAAGAGAAAAUUCGAGAAAAUUACUUACAACAAUUAUUUCAAUGUUUCCUUUUGAUAAAAUUAUAGAAGAAAAAUUAAAAUUAUAUGAAUAUGAACUUAUUCAUCUUAAUUAUAAACAAUCAUUUUAUAAUUAUCUUAACUUUUGCAGAAUUUUUAAAUUCGCCGAAUUUUAUGGAUUUGUCGAUAAAUGUGCUCAUGCAGUAACCAGUAAAAAUGUAGGAAAAGUUUCAUCAAUUCUAUGUAUUAGUAUUUAUAAAAUAAUUUUUGAGAAUUGUACAGAAAUUAGGAAAAUUAGGAUAUCAAGUCUUCCUAAAAUAAUAAUUAAAAAUCAGAAUUUUAAUAAUCUUUCAAACCUUCAAGAAUUAGAAAUUUGUAAUUUUACCACGGUUAAAUUCUUUGAAAAAUUAGUUCAUGUUUGUAAAAAAAUUAAAAAGAUUAGAAUUAUUACAAAUGCAUUUAAUAACUCUAAAGAAUUGGUUAAUCUCUUUAAAGUUCAACAAAAUUUAAAAAUUAUACAUUUCUUGAAUGAUUUAAAUCAAUGUCAAAUAAUUACCGAAGAAUUAUCAACACAAAUUCUUUCAAAUAUUGAGGAACUUAUUAUGAAAAAUUUCAUGUUUGUACAAAUUAAAACUCUUUCAAAUUUAAAACGUUUAGAAUUUACAUUUACAUUAUGUUCUCCUCAAAUAGUUGCUACAUUCCGGAACGUAACUUGUCCACUCUUGGAAGUUUUAAAAUUUCAUCGUGAUUUCCCACCUUUAAAUGUUUUGGCAGAAUUUAUAGAAAAGACUGAAGGUCAUUUACAAUGUUUCUACUUGGAGUCAUAUUCUUCUAUGUAUCCAUACCCUAUUUAUCAGAAUUCUGAUACUCAAGUAUUAUUACGUUCUAUUGCGAAAUCAUGUCCAAAAAUUAAAUCAUUAACAACAAUUUUCAAAUUAACUGAAGAUUUAAGUUUCUUGAAAUAUUUAUUAUCAUCAUGCAAUGAAUUGGAAAGUCUCACUCUUACGAAUAUUGAACCAAUCAGAAAUGAUGAAAUUAUUGAUGAUUGUGAAACGAUUAGUAAAAAAUUAGAAAAACAACUAAGAAUUGAUGGAAAUUGGAACGUUAAACAUGAAAUGAUUGAAUAUACAUUAUAUACAUUAUAUAGAUUUUUUAUAGAAAAGGCAUAA
Messenger RNA from Rhizophagus irregularis DAOM 181602=DAOM 197198, 1326 nucleotides. RefSeq lists its product as uncharacterized. The record is from RefSeq and is a predicted model, not a curated record. NCBI's taxonomy places the organism in Eukaryota, Fungi, Glomeromycota, Glomeromycetes, Glomerales, Glomeraceae.